Molecule: messenger RNA, 3358 nt
Organism: Oncorhynchus kisutch (coho salmon)
Lineage: Eukaryota; Metazoa; Chordata; Actinopteri; Salmoniformes; Salmonidae
Product: death-associated protein kinase 3-like
Exons: 11
Coding region: 308-1663 (451 amino acids)
Biological process (GO): intracellular signal transduction; positive regulation of apoptotic process; protein phosphorylation
Cellular component (GO): cytoplasm; nucleus
Molecular function (GO): ATP binding; protein serine/threonine kinase activity
Source: RefSeq, a predicted model, not a curated record
UGCCUGUCGCUAAUUGUAGAGUUAAACCAAUAACAUUUUUUAAAGUUGGAUUCUGAGAACGCCAAAUAUCGGAAAGGUGAAAGUUGGAGCAGAAAUGUAUAAUUAAGUUAUUUUAAAAAUGGGCUGAAUGCCUGGUGGGAUACCUAUCCAUCCAGUCACCAGGAGCCCCUCAUGCCAUAUGGUCCAUCCUGAUAUUGAACAUGCUGUAAUUAUCUUCAACCACCUUUGACUCCGUAGACGAAUGCGGGACCGGUAACCAGUUAACGUUAUAAUUGUGAUUCAAAACAGCUUCUCUCAGCAGCAACCCAUGGCUGGCUUCAGGCAAGAGGAUGUGGAGGUGUUCUAUGAUAUGGGGGAGGAGCUGGGGAGCGGACAGUUUGCCAUCGUACGGAAGUGUAAAGAGAAGCCCUCUGGCUCUGAGUACGCCGCCAAAUUCAUCAAGAAGCGUCGACUGUCGUCUAGCCGCCGGGGCGUUAGCCGCGAGGAGAUCGAGAGGGAGGUGAACAUCCUGAGAGAGAUCCAGCACAGCAACAUCAUAACGCUACACGACAUCUUCGAGAACAAGACCGACGUCAUCCUCAUCCUGGAGCUGGUGUCUGGGGGGGAGCUGUUUGACUUCUUGGCAGAGAAGGAGUCUUUAACAGAGGAGGCUGCCACACAGUUCCUCAAACAGAUCCUGGAUGGGGUCCACUACCUGCACUCCAAAUGCAUAGCUCACUUUGACCUCAAGCCGGAGAACAUUAUGCUGCUGGAUAAGAAUGUUCCCAACCCCAGGAUCAAACUCAUCGACUUCGGCAUCGCUCAUCAAAUCAAAGCUGGGAAUGAGUUUAAAAACAUCUUCGGAACGCCAGAGUUCGUUGCUCCAGAGAUAGUCAACUAUGAACUGCUAGGCCUGGAGGCUGACAUGUGGAGUAUUGGAGUUAUCACAUACAUUCUGUUGAGUGGUGCCUCUCCGUUCCUGGGGGAGACCAAGCAGGAGACUCUGACCAACAUCUCAGCAGUCAACUAUGACUUUGACGAGGAGUACUUCAGCAACACUAGUGAGUUGGCCAAGGACUUCAUCAGACGGCUGCUGGUCAAGGAUCCCAAGAAGAGAAUGACCAUCGAUGACAGCCUUCAGCAUCCCUGGAUCAAGGUGAUCAAGAGGCGAAACGUGCGCCAGGAGGAGAGUGGAAAGAAGCCGGAGCGCAGGCGCCUGAAGACAACGCGUCUAAAGGAGUACACCAUCAAGUCCCACUCCUCCAUGCCCCCCAACAACACCUACGUCAACUUUGAACGCUUCUCCCAGGUGCUGGAGGAGAUCGCUGCUGCCGAGGAGGGGCUGAGAGACCUGGAGCUCAACCAGCGGUCAUGUCAGGAGGACGUGGCUGCUCUACUCUCUAUCUAUGAGGAGAAGGAGGGCUGGUACAAGGAGGAGAACCAGAGCAUCGCCAGCAACCUGGAUCACAUCCGCCAGGCUCUGCAGUGUACCCAGGCCCAGCGCAGGCAGAGUCAGGAGGAUGCCCGCGCCGCCAUGCUUGCCGCUAACGCACUCAAGAGGACGUUUGGGCGCCUGGAGAACCGCUACGAGGUCCUGGCGGAGCAGGUGGCGUCGGAGGUGCGCUGGGUGGAGGAGCUGGUCAGAGGGAUAGAGAGGGAGAAAGACAGUCUGGUCAUGCCCUGAGACCUGGCUCCAGCUUGGAUUGUAGAAUAGUCUUGAGCCUGGCCUGCCUUCUAGAAUCACUGACAUUAUUCUCAUAGAAUCACUGACAUUAGUCAUAAUCUACGCUCUUCAGUUUCUUCUUUCUAGGGCGGUCUGGUCAUGGCCGGUAGGCAAAGUCCUACCGGGCUGGGGCUGGAAUCACUGAAUGACAUUAUUCUAGUUCUCAGCUUACUUCCUACUAUGUCUGUGUCUGUGUGUGUGUGUAUGGUACAGUCAGGACAGUACAUGUACACCAGCUCUCAGAGUUUUUCUGGUGUUGGUGUGGUUGUUGGAAUCAUAGACAUUACUCUGUUUCUGCACUCUCUACUUCUUCUUUGUCUGUGUGUUUGUGGCACGAACAGGGCACAUAUUCUACACCAGCUGUCAUCAGAUUCAGAAUGAGGGUCCAGAGUUCUUCGGGUUAGAGAAAACGCUGGGCCCCCGAUCAUAAUCCAUGCUGCCCCUCACACACAUUUGAUUGGGAAAAAGGUUACUCCUCCUGUAUCACUUUGUAUGGAGAGAACUAGCAACGCAGAGUCCUUAUUAUGAAUAUGUUUGAUCAACAAAAUACGUGUUUAAUAAUAAUACAUUUUCUAAAUAAAUGUUUAAUGUUGAAGAUAAGGAUUUUGAUUGUUAUAUGCAAUACUGACACAUUGUAAAAUACGCUGUUCGUUUUUGCAGUAUAUUUGGUUAUGAUUUGGCUUUCUGCAUUGGCAAUCGUUUUCCUAAAGAGUUUUAAGCUCCAUAGUUGAAGAAAUACAUAGUAUAUGCACCUGUGUGACAGCCUUAGUCUGGCUUGGUAUGUCAACUUUAAGUACGCAAUCAUAACAUGUAUCAUUCUCAGCUGACUGUUAUAAGUAACAACAAAGUACAAAUUGCACAGAAAUAACAGGAAAUUCAUGUCGAUGUAUUAUAGGGAGAUGUCAGUACUUCAUCUUAUUGACAGUAGGCUAUCUAUUCUAUACCAUAUGUCACUCGGCUGACUUGUUGUACUGUGAUGCAAAUGAAACAAAUGCAAACACUAUAGCUGUCUUACCUAAGGAGAGAGUAGUCUUAAAAUAUAUAGAUUGUAUAAACCUGUUUUGCUCUUUGUACGCUGUGCCUGGAUAUAGAACACCCUAUUGCCUAUACAUAAGCUAAAGCAAAUAUGUAGUAAUGGUUAGACAUGUUAGUGAAAAUACAGGCUUAGUUGCUGUCCCUCAAAACGCUUUGGGCCAGUUUCCUGGAUAAAAGCAUGCUCAAUGGAAGUUGUCUAUUGAAUUUGGUUUUUAGCCCAGGACUAGGCUUAAUCUGUGUCUGGGAAACUGCCCUGUUUGAGUACAACUAUUGUACAUAAGAUUCUUCCCAAAUGAUCUGCAUGAUGUUAAACUAUGUAAAGUAUAAAACAUAUAUAUUUUUUCAUUAGGACCAUAAUAACCCACACACUUCAGACAUUCCACGAAUUAAAUCUAUGCAUCACAUUCCAUGUUCACCAUAAAACUAUAGAACCCUAUAUACUGUGUAAUUCCCUAGUUUAAUAUUCUCAUUUGCACUUAAGAAUACAGCAGUGUUCCAAACUAUCUCCCACUGAAUUAUUUUAAUGUACGUAAAACGUAUAAUUGGUAUGUAUUUAUUGGUUUGAACAGUUUUAGACAGGUUUGUGUUUGAAAUAAACAAGCUUAAAUACAUGUAGCUUAA